CCCGACUCGCCCGUCUAUCUCGCCCCCGAGAAACAUCACAUUCCAGACCAACGCCCGGUCAGCGCGCAUGAACUCGGGUUGAGUCUCGGGGCGUUUCAGCCUCCCGCGGAGACGUCACAGGGUCCCUUUCUGCAUCCAGAUGAUGCAGCAGUUGCUCCGAUCAUUCGCAUGGCCCGCGCGCCGCCACCCCCCAAACAGAAAGCUGCCCUCGAUCCGCCCUUGUCUCCAGGGAGACCGACAUCAAGGGGCUCCUUUACUUCGUCCAAUGCGCCCUACGAAGACUCCGCUUUUGGUACAAUCACCGCCGAACCGGGUCCACGGCUUUUAACUGCGAAUAGUGUCGCCUCAUCAGGCUCCAAGAAAAGCCUCAAACGCCAAGUCAGCAUUUUAAAACGAGUAUCGCGAGAGUUUCCCAGCGAGAAAGAGCGGCAGCUGGAUCGAUUGCGCAAGACGAACAGCUUCAACGACGGGUUUCGACAAAACACACCACGCAGUAGGGCUAGUGUACGCUCUCUGCAUUCCAUGGCCGACGUGGUUGAAGAAGGGUGUGCCCCACCACUUCGAGCCCAAACUGAGACCACUACCGAUUCUUCACUAAGCAGACCUCCCAGUAAGGAACGCAACUCACUGCAGGGCAACCAAGAAAGUACGCCUAAUACUCCAGGUGGCAUUGGGAGCGGGCGCAUUAUCCCUACCCGCGAAUCAUCCUUGCGACAUAGUUUUUCUCUAAGCCCAAAGCACCGCAGGUCUUCUACUCGCCAUAGCCGGUAUUCAUCUACCAGUAGCAGAGAGAUGAAAGUGGACAGUGCCGUUUCAGGGGUGGGCAGUGAUUCGGAUCAGGUGACGAAGAGAAUUCAAGAGUUGAAGGACCAACAACAGAAGAUCAAGACCGAGCUAGAAUUAGAUGACGCCUCGCUGAACUCACAUAAAGAUCCCAUUGCCAGAGGUACGCAGCCGUUGGCCUCUGCGGGACUUGGUGGAACUGCUGAUUCACAACAAACGGGACAUAUAUCUCGCUUCAGCUUCGACGAGAGCGCUCCAGCCCCGGCAGUUUUAACGGGCAAGAAUCGCUCCACAACCUCCAUCAGUCCCCCAUUCACCUCGAGGUCAACCGCGACAUCUAUCCAUUCCUUCGACAAGUUUGAUCCAUCUGAGAAAUUCACUCACAAGCAUGUGGCUGACUCACCAUUUCCCUUCCGGCAUAGUCGAUCCCUAUCGAGUGCGAGUUCUCCUACUGGCUAUACCGCCGUAGAGGAGCGCCCAUCCAGCGCUGACUCUAUCGACCUUGCAGUCCAAGACUAUGUGACGGCUGCUAAGCUAACCCAGAAGGUAAUUCAUCCCACGUCAGGCCGCUCUAUAGCAUUUUCCGAGGUUGGAGACCCUAAUGGUCAUGUGGUUCUUUGUUGCCUCGGCAUGGGGUUGACGAGAUAUCUGAUGGCCUUUUAUGACGAACUGGCGAGGUCUCUCAAGCUUCGCCUGGUCACCUUGGAUCGUCCUGGUGUCGGUGAAAGCGCACCUUACAUCAACGAACCGGCAACCCCUCUCAGUUGGCCUGAUGAUGUUGCGAUAGUAUGUAAUCAUCUCAGAGUAACAAAGUUCUCGAUCAUGGCACACUCCGCUGGUGCUAUCUAUGCGCUAGCAACCGCUCUGAGAAUUCCACAGCAUAUUCGAGGAAGAAUUCAUCUGCUGGCUCCGUGGAUUCCUCCUUCACAAUUAUCAAGCUUUGGCUCAUUGAAGGCCCCAGUCCCGACCAAUGCCGUCCCCUACACCCAACGCAUUCUCCGAGCGCUCCCAACAUCGAUUCUCAAGGUUGCGAACUCCAGCUUCAUGAGCGCAGCAAGUGCGAGUCUUACCUCCAGUCUCCCCAGGUCUCCCCGGCGAGCCAAGCGCAAAGCGCUACAGAGAGACAUCUUAAGCUCUGCUGUUAUCGAGCUCAGCAAGCCUCAACAGCUUCCAGGGAAGAUUCACCAGCAGGGCGGUCUGAAAAGCCUUGACAAUAAGAAGCCAACACCCAUAGUUGUAGGAGCAGGUCAUCCCAUUGACAAGCAUCUAUCGAACCAGGCCGCACUUGCUGCAUCUCAAGAUCGUGAGCGGCAGGUGGAUUACGAUAAUCGGCUCACCCACAGGAUCUGGGAAUUGGCGACGACGAACGCAAACCCGGCGGUGGAUUUACUGGUGUGCUUGGAACGUCGUCAACCUAUUGGAUUCCGUUAUGUGGAUAUUACUCGGAAUGUGGUGAUCCACCAUGGUAGCAGAGACACUCGCGUUCCUGUCGACAAUGUCAAGUGGCUGGGGAAGACUAUGCGGCGCUGCGAAGUUCGUGUGCUUGAAGGUGAAGGGCACGGAUUGAUGGCCUCAGCUACGGUGAUGGGCAAUGUGUUGAUGGAAAUCGCCAAGGAGUGGGAGGAUUGGAUGGUUGUGGUCCAAGGCAAGCGUAAAGGGACUAUUGGGACACGCUCUGGGAUCGCAGUUCAAGCAUGAUGAUGGCUUGGGCUCCCAGGAACUUUCCGGAUCUUCACUAUGGUAUCUCCCACAAAACACGCGACAAAGGAGGUGUGAGCGAAGAUGAGUCAAACGGAGGAGAAACAUUGCGCGUUUUGGACGAGUCCUUAUGGAGGGUCAUCACCACCACAAUACCCCUCGAUUGCUCAGUCAAACCGCUAAUACAGGGUCUGCGGGAUGACGCAAGCGGCCUUAUCUUACCAUGUUAGUCCAGAUCUAUAUUUGUUCUGAUCUGCACCCGUGAGUUCAUUGCAUCUACCUACGUGCCCUCACGUAUGUUGUUGUCUCAAGAAAGACACCAUCUAACGCUCUGAUUGAAUGUUUUUCUUUAUUUGUUUUACCAUGAUACCACUCAGCUACAUACCCCGGAUAUAGCAUAGCAUGAAUAUUCC
Aspergillus uvarum CBS 121591 is the source of this 2894-nucleotide messenger RNA. Its product is annotated as alpha/beta-hydrolase. The record is from RefSeq and is a predicted model, not a curated record. Bases 169 to 2481 code for a protein of 770 amino acids. The transcript has 2 exons. NCBI's taxonomy places the organism in Eukaryota, Fungi, Ascomycota, Eurotiomycetes, Eurotiales, Aspergillaceae.